Protopterus annectens (West African lungfish) is the source of this 2040-nucleotide messenger RNA. RefSeq names its product zinc finger protein 550-like. The coding region runs from base 290 to 2032 and encodes 580 amino acids. Gene Ontology annotation, biological process: negative regulation of transcription by RNA polymerase II. Gene Ontology annotation, molecular function: DNA-binding transcription repressor activity, RNA polymerase II-specific; zinc ion binding. NCBI's taxonomy places the organism in Eukaryota, Metazoa, Chordata, Ceratodontiformes, Protopteridae. The record is from RefSeq and is a predicted model, not a curated record. The transcript is spliced from 6 exons.
AAAAAUCAGAGUGUCUGCUGUCAGUCAGCAGUAUGUGGAGGUUGUACAUGCAGUUUAUUUGUUCAGUGAUACUAGAUCGUGGACACCAGCUUUGCAGGCCCUUUGUUAGCAGAAUUUGAUACAAAAAUAAUUACUACAAAAAGGUACACAGCAAAUCAACUAAAACCUUCCUAUCCAUUGUGUAGAUAUGUGAUUAUGUGAAUUCUCUACUGACUGAAGUGAUUUAAAGAGCAAAAAAUUGAAGUUAGAGGAUCUAAACCAGGAAACAGACUGCAGGGAGAAAGCAGAGAUGCUAAAAAUGUGUGUUACAAAUAUGGGAACAGAGCAGUGCUGUGGUGAACACAGACGGAGACUGGAGUUGUUCUGUCAGGAGGAUGAGACCUUUAUCUGUACAAUGUGUGUUCCCAGACAUUCCAGGCACAGUUUUGUGUUCCUGCAUGAGGCAAUCAGCGGGUAUAAGGACAAACUGAAAAUUGCAUUAACAACUCUAGAUUUCAGAGUAAAACAUUUUAAACAUUUGCAAAUCAAAAAGGAGAAGGAAACUGCAGACAUACAGGAAGAUGUGUUUUGUUUGGAACAAUACAUUUCACAAGAAUUUGCAAAACUUCACCAGUUUCUGCAAGAUAAGGAGCAAAAACUCAUCCAGCAGCUUAAGAAUGAAGCAUCAAACAUUCUGAAAGAAAUGGAAGAUAAUCUUGAACGCAUUAAAUGUGAUGUUUUAUCCUCCCAUCUGGUAGUGUCCAGUGCUGACUCUGAUCUCAAGAAUAAAGAGGCAAAAGUUCUAAAAGGCAAGAAAGACACAUGUGUACCCAUUCAAGCUGAUAUUACGCCCAUCAGACAACAUAAAGCUGUUGGUUUCCUUACGGUACCAGAAACCCUUGAGGAUGUUGCUGUUUCUUUUACUGAAGAGGAAUGGAUGAUGUUAAGAAAACAAGAUAAGGAGCUUCACAGAGAAGUGAUGGUACAGAAUUAUGAAGCCUUGGUUUCAUUAGGAUACAAAAUCCCUCCAGAAAAAUUAUUACUCCUAGUAAAAGAAGGCAGUUAUGUGCUAGAACAUGACACAAACGGGGAAACUAGCAGAGAACAGAAGUGUAAUCUCGAUGGCAGCUUCCGCUGUACCAGAAACACAGAAUGCAGUGCGAGUUACAGUCAGCAGCCGUCACACGGGGGACCUCACUUACUUUACCCAGAUAACGUCCAGCAGUGUGCUCAGCCUGUGAAAGGCAAUAAGAAGACUGAUCUCGCUCCUGUACCACCACUUCAGUCAGUACACAACAGCAAGACACCCGAAUGUGGAGAUGGAACACCUACGUUACCUCAGCCUGUCAAGAGCCUAGAGCAGUAUGUACAGCCUGUGAAGGGCUGUAAGAAAUCUCAUCUCACUCAUAUGCCACAGACUUUCGCAGGAUGCAACUACAGUAAGAGCCCUGAAUGUGAUGCUGGUUGGGGAGAGCACAAUGAGAAGAACCUAUAUAAAUGUACAGAAUGCAGUAAGGGCUUCGCAAGACUGAAGAGUCUUCAACAGCAUUGUGCCAUUCACACAGGUGUGAAGUCAUAUAAAUGUGCCGAAUGCAGUAAGAGCUUCAAACAUCUCAACAGUCUUCAGUACCAUUAUGCUAUUCACACAGGUGUGAAGCCGUAUCAGUGUGCUGAAUGCAGUAAAUGCUUUAUAAAUAAGUCAAAUCUAAAAUCCCAUCAGAACUGUCACACGGGAGAGAAACCAUACAAAUGUGCUGAAUGUAGUAAGAGUUUCACACGCCUCAAUGAUCUGCGAAGGCAUGGAAGAAGCCAUACAGGAGAGCGCCCAUAUAAAUGUCUUGAAUGCAGUAAAUGUUUCUCUCAUCUCUCUCACCUUAAGGUGCAUCAAACCAUCCAUGCAGGAGAGCGCCCAUAUAAAUGUCUUGAAUGCAGUAAAUGCUUCUCUCAUCUCUCUCACCUUCAGGUGCAUCAAACCAUCCAUAGAGGAGAGAUACAUGUGCAAAAGCAACCUUUAAAGCAGGAAAACUGCAGCACCAAGAAAACAUCAGUUUAGGGCAAGAA